GCCAUGGAAUGCUAUGCCUUUUUUUUGACCCCGCCAUCAAAUAAAUCACAUCACUGGUCGACUGAUUGACUGUAUAUUUGAUCUUAUGUUGGGUUGUUGUUGACUCACACACUCCACGAUAUCGGGCCAUAACAAUACAAUACGUCAGGCUUUAUUGACAGCUUGAUACAGUCUUCCUAUUCCAUUCUGUACUUAUACAUCUAACCUCCUUUUUUUCUUUUUUCUUUUUUUUCAAUUUGAUCUGUUCGUUGUCUCAUUGUCAUAUCAAAGGGCAAAAUGAAGGUAGACGAGCUCGUCGCCAUCUCCGAGUCGCUGGGGGGCGAUUUCAAGGCCAUCGAGCCUCAUCUCAAUCGACUCGAGAAGCACUUGACUCUGCGCACUUACCUGUCCGGCUACACGUUGAGCGAGUUUGACCACAAGAUAUGGGUUGCCAUCAGAAGUAACAAGGUAGCUGUAUCAUUUGUCCGAAAGGGAUCUUAUGCCAACCUUCAUCGAUGGUUUGUCUUUGUUGAGCAAACUCACCCCGAGAUUCAAACCGAAGUCAAGGCUGCCGACAACGUCCGCAAGGCUAAGGUUCAAGCCGCCAGCCGUGCUGGAGCUAGCUACAACUUAGCCCUACAAGAUACGGAGAAGGGGGUCGUCGCUCGAUUCCUUCCCGAGCCAUCAGGCUACCUUCACAUUGGGCAUGCCAAAGCAGCGCUGCUAAGUGACUACUUCGCCCACCAAGCAUACGAUGGCAAGCUACGCCUUCGUCUAGAUGACACAAACCCGUCGAAGGAGAAGGAGGAGUUCCAAGACGCUAUAAUCGAAGAUUUGGCAUUGAUGGGCGUCAAACCAGAUGUCGUCACUUACACCUCUGACUACUUUGACCACCUUUACGAGACUUGUUUAACCUUGAUCAAAGGCGGCCAUGCAUAUGCUGAUGACACAGAUGUCGAGACUAUGCGCGACGAGAGAGGAAAGGGUAUCGAGUCAAAGAGGAGGAACAGAGCCGUCGACGAGAACUUGGCCAUCUUUGAGGAAAUGAAGAAUGCCACCGAGGAGGGCUUGAAGAACUGCAUCAGGGCCAAGAUCAGUGUCGACAACCCGAACAAGGCGAUGCGCGACCCCGUCAUCUACCGUUGCAAUCCUAACGAUCCCCACCACCGCACCGGUACAAAGUGGAAGAUGUACCCUACCUACGAUCUGGCCUGCCCCGUCGUCGACAGCCUCGAGGGCGUCACCCAUGCUCUUAGAUCGACCGAGUAUACCGAUCGCAACCCGCAAUUCCAAUGGUUCCUUGACACCUUGAAGCUUCGCCAGGUGUACAUGUGGGACUUCUCCCGCAUGAACUUUAUCCGCACGUUCCUCUCCAAGCGAAAGCUCGCCAAGCUCGUAGACAACGGCAAAGUCUGGGGCUGGGACGACCCCCGAAUGCCCACGAUUCGUGGCGUCCGAAGACGUGGCAUGACGAUUCCCGCGCUGCGCGACUUUAUCCUCAAGCAAGGCCCCUCGCGAAACGUAGUGACCAUGGAUUGGGCCGCCUUCUGGGCCACCAACAAGAAGGAAAUCGACCCCGUGGCCCCCAGACACACCGCCAUAUCGAAGAAGGACGCCGUCAAGAUCGCCGUCAAGGGCGAGGGCGUCCCCGCGGCGCCCCGGACAGAAGACAAGCCGCUGCACCCCAAGAACCCAGCCGUAGGCACCAAGAAGGUCGCCUUCUCCCAGGAGAUCCUGCUCGACCAGGCCGACGCCAAAUCUUUCAAGGAUGGCGAGGAAAUCACGCUGAUGCAGUGGGGCAACGCCUUCGUGCGCGACGUCGUGGCCGGCGCCGACCCAAUCACCACCUUAACGGCCGAGCUAAACCUGCAAGGCGACGUGCGCUCCACCGACAAGAAAGUCACAUGGCUCUCUACGCAGGGACAGAAGCUUAUCGACGCCGAGCUCUGGGACUUUGAUUACUUGAUUACGAAGGACAAGCUUGAAGAAGACGAUGACUUGGAGAAAUUCUUGAAUCCUACGACUGCGACGAUGGAGGAAGCGUUUUGUGACGAGGGCGUGACGAAUCUGAAAAAGGAUGACAUUAUUCAGCUUGAGCGACGCGGGUAUUACAGGGUUGAUAAGGCGUAUGGCGAUGGGGAUGAGAAGAUUGUCUUGUUCUGUAUCCCUACGGGUAAGAAUAAAUAGAUACUUAGGUACGCCGCUGGAUAUCUGAGGACAUAUCUAGUAUGCUAGAAAGCUAUACGUAUUGCUAAAGUAACUACCUAGCUACUUAUGUUGAAACAUAAACGUAAAGAGUCAGGAGAUAUGCGUACAACUAAUUAAUCUUGUGAAAGUGAUACAUGGUAUUGCUAAUGAAUAUCUAUCACUCACUCACUCACUCACACGCACACACACGCGCGCGCGUAUAUACAUACACUCGUUAUCAAUAGGUUUCGUUCUACUGGGUAUCUAUAUUACUUAGGUACUUAUACAUAGAUAGAUAUAUCAUGGAUAUCUUUAUAUAUGCCCAUAUAAAGUCAACAACUGCCAACGUGACUAUCUACGUAUCGUUUACGGCGUAGCCUUACAUAGGCAAGUCCCUUCACAUCACGUCACGUAGUUAAACAAGUAUCUAAGAUAGUACUAC
This is a messenger RNA of Xylaria bambusicola, 2608 nucleotides long. Its product is annotated as tRNA synthetases class I, catalytic domain-containing protein. Gene Ontology annotation, molecular function: glutamate-tRNA ligase activity; ATP binding. Gene Ontology annotation, biological process: glutamyl-tRNA aminoacylation; translation. NCBI's taxonomy places the organism in Eukaryota, Fungi, Ascomycota, Sordariomycetes, Xylariales, Xylariaceae. Gene Ontology annotation, cellular component: cytosol; cytoplasm; methionyl glutamyl tRNA synthetase complex. Bases 277 to 2166 code for a protein of 629 amino acids. The record is from RefSeq and is a predicted model, not a curated record. The transcript is spliced from 3 exons.